GACAGCACGGCUAAAUUGUGUGUGCAAUGACAUGGAUAAGAAAGAAGAAUAGGAAGUAGCGAGAAACAGUCGAAUCACAUGUUUUAUGAGCAAUUGAGCAUCACUUGUGAUAUUAGUGCACAAACUCCAUUCGUAGAUUCAUUAAAUUAUAGACCCAAUUUGGCGUAAAUUUUUUUUUAGUAAAUCACCAAUUGUUGCCCAAUCAAGUGUUGAGCAAUAUUCAACAUUAUUGGAAGAAAAUUAAGUGUCUCAUUCCAAUCGAUAACUGUUCGCUAACGAUUUGUGCGAUACAAAUCCUCCAGCAAUAUGGCUGCCCUGAUGAAACAUGACACAUUUUGUUGGGAUUGCUGUGCCAUAAAUCCAACGUUGAAGUGCUUGAAUUGUCCGCGAUCGUUCCAUUCCAAAUGUGCUGGAUGUGCUGGAUUUGAAAAACAAAACGAUGGAAUAACUUGGCGGUGUCCCGUCUGCAUCAAAUUGGAUUUAACAAAAAACACCGACGACAAAAAGUGGUUGGACAUGUUGCCGACAAUGAUCGACGUCGUAAUCAACGUUAAGAAGUUCGGUGAUUUCAAUGUUUCAUUGAGAAGUGCAAGGUCCAUGUGCUUGGCAAAUCCAAUGGAUCUAACAAAGAUCAAAGACAAAAUUAACUCGUACACCAGCUUCUUCGAGUUUCUCACCGACGUCCACUAUAUCGUUCACAACUGCUUGGUCUUAUUCCCAGGGCAAUAUGACAUGUUAAAAACCGCCGAAGAGUUGGAGAAACACCUCAAAGUGGAAAUUGAGCGCGUGAAAAAGUGCGUCGACUGCUAUUCGAACACAAAAAAACAUCCGACGAACUGGUCAACAAUAGUGUGUACAAAACCACAUCUCGUUCUUUGGGUAAAAUUAGCUGGUCUUUAUUACUGCUGGCCAUCAAAGUGUAUGUCAGUUGAUGGGCAAAUGGUCAACGUACAAUUUUUUGGCAAAAAUACUGAAGCAAACGUUCGAGCUGAAAACUGCUUUUUGUACUCAAAAAUCAACCCAACAUUGAAUACGAUAACACCAUCGGACGGUUACAAGUUGGCAUUGAAAGAGGCCAAUGAGUACAUUGAAAAUGUCGGCAAAACCUUCGGUUCUUAUCAGCUCGCUGAAACCAAUGCUGUCUUCGACCCAACGAUGUUGAAUCGAUACCUCCUCGAUGCGAUUCCAGGAUAUGCCAACUCUCAACAGCCUUCAAGAGACAGCAACAAUCGUAGUCCCAAUGUACUUCCCGAUGCUGGCACGGGAGAUCAAAACCAUGCUAAUGACGAAGCAUUCGAUACAAUGGAUAAAAAACAUGAUGCAUAUUGUUGGAAGUGUUGUGGAAAGGAAACCACUUUGAAAUGUUCAUCAUGCAUUCGAUCAUUCCACGUUGGUUGUACGAUGAAUGCAAAUGAUGUGGACGUUAAGCCUACAAUUGAUGCAGAUAAUUGGUGUUGUUCCGUUUGCAAUAAACUGAAAACGUCCAAAAAUACGCAAGCGGAGUUGAAACGGAUACCAAUCAUUAUCCAUCGACUGUGGAAGUCAGAAUAUGUCGAUUUGAAUAAGAAAAAGAACAAGGGUGCAAAACGAAUGAAAUUGUCAAAACGAAUGAAAUUGUCUGCAAAUGAAGAAGAGGAUAUUUUUUGCGCUAGCGAUGAUAUUUUGAAUCCGAUUGAUCUGCCAAAAAUCCGAGUAAAGGCCAACUCGUAUACCAGCCUCGAUGAAUUUCAUGCAGAUGUCCAGUGGUUUGUUCAUAACUGUGGCAUAUUAUUUGGUGAAAAUCACUAUAAGACGAAAUUGGCAAAAUAUCUUCUGAAAUCGGUUUCGGAUGAAAUUGAAAGUGUAAGAAAGUGUGCGGAGUGUCAUUUUAAUGCGAAUCGAAAAGAGACACGACAGCAUUGGUUUACAAUGAUCUGUAAUACGCCGCAUCUCAUGAUUUGGGCACAACGAAAAAAUAUGCGAUAUUGGCCAGCCAAACUGAUGUCAGUCGAUGGGCAAACUAUCCACGUUCGGUAUUUUGGCAGCGAUCAUAUAAAUGAUAAUAUAUCCACAGAUAAAUGCUUUUUAUACUCUGAGAAAAGCCCAGGGAAGCCUCAAAACGCGAAAGCAAACGAUAAAUAUAAUUCAGCGGUCGAGGAAGCGGAUCAGUAUGUCAAAAAUCUUCGUGAAAAGUAUGGACCAUUCGAACUUGCCGAACCAAGAACGCCAUUCGAUUCGGCCUUAUUCAAUGACUACAUUGUGAAACUAACCUCAAGAAUUACGAUGUCUCCAGGGCAUAUGACUCCACCAAAUCACGAUGAAAAUGAAUGCGAUUUAGACGACAAUUUCACGGCACAAAGUGUGUCCGCUGUGUCAUUUAAAUCAGAACCAUCAAUGAGUAUGGAGGAUGUAGAUGAAUUUUUUGGUGAACCAAGUACCGGGCGAUUUGAAAACGAUGAGGACGAUUCAAGAGGAAAUUGCGAUACAGAUGAAAACGAUGAAAUGGACUCAACGACAAGUGACAAUGAUAUGGAAAUCAGUGGGGAUGAAGAUGAUCCGGAUGGUGUUUUGGACAUAAACAAUUCAUUGCAACAUUUGUCAAGAGGUUUCGGUCGUCUGUGCCAAGUUAAUGCCAAGUUGAAAGAACGGUUGACCGUUUCAGCGGAGAAGUAUGCAUUGGAAGUUAAAACGCUCGUGGAAACUAAUACAAAGUUGUUGGCCGAAAAUGAACAGCUUAAAGUCAACACCGAAAAUCAAAUUGAAGCAUUGAAAACGACUCAUGAAGAAGAAAUAAUUCGAUUGAAAGAAGAGCACCAGAGGCUAUUCGAUGACCAAAAACAAACGGUGAAACGGAUCAAACUAGACAGUUCACAGUCGGUCGAGGAGGCAAAGAGGAACAAGUAUUGUAUGGGAUGUGGCAAAGCAAAAAAAUUGGACAUUUUUGUUUGUGACAUGGAGUGCCAGCGACGUUGCUUGGAACGUGCAUCAAAUUGAUACGGAUAUAUUCGAUCUCACAACGAGGAACCCUUACAAUGGGAACCCUUACCACUAAGGUUACAUUCUUGAUAACAGACAUGCAACUCAUAUUUUACGUACAAAUUUUAAGCAAUUUUCAUUUUAAUCAUUUUGUUCAUUCCCACCCAAAAUGGUAAUAAAAUACAUUACAUUACAAACCGAAUUCAAAUCUGAAA
This is a messenger RNA of Sitodiplosis mosellana (orange wheat blossom midge), 3170 nucleotides long. RefSeq lists its product as uncharacterized. The record is from RefSeq and is a predicted model, not a curated record. Bases 307 to 2973 code for a protein of 888 amino acids. NCBI's taxonomy places the organism in Eukaryota, Metazoa, Arthropoda, Insecta, Diptera, Cecidomyiidae. The transcript is spliced from 11 exons. Gene Ontology annotation, molecular function: protein binding.